Molecule: messenger RNA, 4213 nt
Organism: Chiloscyllium plagiosum (whitespotted bambooshark)
Lineage: Eukaryota; Metazoa; Chordata; Chondrichthyes; Orectolobiformes; Hemiscylliidae
Product: calumenin-like
Cellular component (GO): endoplasmic reticulum
Molecular function (GO): calcium ion binding
Source: RefSeq, a predicted model, not a curated record
AGUGGAUAGAAAGCCGAAGAAGGGGUCAGAAAUUUGGUAAUUAUAAUUAGUUUGGUUGUAGUUACUGGUGGGAAUUAAUGUACUAAUUAGCUAUUUAAUUAACUGCAAGAUAAUUGUGAACCUAACUAACAAAGUGAAAGACCAUAGACGUGAUGGGCUUAACAAAGCUGAUCCUGUACCUGACCAUGUGUGGUGUUUAUGCCCUGAGCAAACCAACCGAAAAGAAGGAUCGUACCUUCCAUGAGAAAGAACUGAGUGACAAGGUGCAUGAUGAUUCUGAGAACUUUGAAUAUGACCACGAUGCCUUCCUUGGGGCUGAGGAGGCAAAGACAUUUGAUCAGCUCACUCCUGAGGAAAGCAAAGAAAGGCUUGGAAUGAUAGUAGAUAAAAUAGAUGAGGAUAAGGACGGAUUUGUGACGGAGGCAGAGCUGAAGGCUUGGAUAAAGCGGGCUCAGAAGAGAUACAUCUUCGAGAAUGUUGGGCGCCAGUGGCCAGAUUUCGACAGUAACCAGGAUGGGCUUGUCUCCUGGGAGGAAUACAGAAACGUAACAUACGGCUACUACCUGGAUGACGUGGAUGCUGACGAUGGCUACAACUAUAAACAGAUGAUGAUAAGAGAUGAACGCAGGUUCAAAAAGGCUGACCAGAAUGGUGACCUGUUUGCUACAAAAGAGGAGUUCACUGCCUUCCUGCAUCCAGAGGAAUAUGAUCAUAUGAAAGACAUUGUUGUGCUGGAAACCAUGGAAGACAUUGAUAAGAAUGGAGAUGGCUUUAUUGAUUUGGAGGAGUAUAUUGGUGAUAUGUACACUGCAGACAGUGAUGGCCAUGAGCCAGAGUGGGUAAAAACCGAGCGUGAGCAAUUCACGGAGUUCAGAGAUCGCAACAAAGAUGGCAAAAUGGACAAGGAUGAAACCAAAGACUGGAUCCUGCCAGCUGACUAUGAUCAUGCUGAGGCAGAAGCCCGACAUCUUGUCUAUGAAUCUGAUGAAAACAAGGAUGGAAAACUCACCAAAGAAGAAAUAGUCAAAAAGUAUGACUUGUUUGUGGGAAGCCAGGCCACAGACUUUGGAGAGGCCUUAGUAAGACAUGAUGAGUUCUGAGUGUGUUGAUAACUACUGUGGAGAACGAACAAGAAUCCAUUCCAUAAAGAAGGGAUAAUUUAUUUUUUACAAUUUGCUGUUUUAACUCGGUGUUCUGUUCUCAGGUUGUUAACUGUGUUCUAUUCAGAAGCAGAGAAGGAGGGUUGGUGGUUGUAAAGAAGCAGCCAUCUUGUGCCUAGAGAGUGAUGUGUAAUUACUGGUAUAUAUUUCCCAUGUAUGUGUAGAUUCCUAACUACAUUUAUUUUUAUAUUUUUUUUCUUCUUUUGAUUGGAUUUCUGUUAUCCCAUGCAGCAUCCAUUUAACUUCCAGGAAGCUCCAUGGCCUGGUUUAUAACAACAGUUCAAAAAAGUUGCUUAUGCAUGAAGUUCAAGAAAUGCUUAGAUUAUGGAAGCAUUUUUUUGGUCAGGUCAUUUGUUACCUGUCUUAAGAGGGGUUUGUUUGUACAAUUGCCAUUUUGGAAUUCAAACAUAUGUGUGGACAAAUACUGAGAGCCAGAUACACCCUCAAUAAAUUACCUUGGUCAUCUGUUGCAUUUGUGUUCUACAGCAUUCUACUAUACUGUAAUAUACUGCCACAAAGUGAAAAAGAAUUUAAUUAUGCUAUUCACAUGAAAUUGGAGAAGAGAAGUUGAUCUAUGGCUGCAGCACCAUGACUAAACAUCCUUGGCCCCUUGAACCACUAUGUAAUUCCCUGUCCAGGAGAUCUGAUAUCCAAGAAUCAUUGAUGAAGACACAUUCCUUUUAUAUAAUACAGUCUCUUCCCAGUCAAGAAUCAGUUACGCUCCCUCCUGGAAAGCAUAAUAAAUGUAUGUAGUAUUGAUCAUGUUAAUAUGCAUUAAUAGCUGUUAUGUACUUUUUUUUUGUUCCCUAUCUCUCUCAGCCUUUCACUGGUCUCAGCUGCCAUCUGUAGGUUAAAAUGUAACAGUAUUUAGAAAUAAGCAGCAGUAUAUUUUGUUUUUUUUUAACCCAACUGGCAAUCAGUUAAAGGCAGGUUAAUCUCCUCACUGUGAUGAGGGUAGGUGUGGCAUUCUGCUGAUCAUUAAACUAACUGGGCAUCCUUUGUUAGAAUUCUAUCUCUGUGAAGGUUAACAUGAAAUGUUGCUCUAACUUUGGUCAUUUUUUUAAUCCUAUAUUUACCAUCUUGUGUUUUGAGGAGAAAUAUAUAUUUGGAGAGUUUUAAUAUAAACAUUCAUGGAAGUUACAUACUAUUUUAAAAAGAAGCCUGCAUUCAGUCACUAAGUCAAUUCAGUGUUAUAUUUGUACAUAUAAUGAGACGUGUAGUUGAUUUUUCUUAUUACUAAUGCAUUUAUGUGUACAUGAGGAAUGUAUUCUUGUAGUCCAUUUCCUUGGCUGAGAAGAGUAAAUUUGGAAAUAACCAACAGACCAGACAACAUUUAUGUGGAAAGUGACAGAAUUAAUGUUUCAAGUGAAUGACCUUUCCCAUUUGAGCAGGAAAUCAAAAGUUGACUAAUAUUGACAGUGUUUUUGACUAAGUUUUCGUAUAGUUGCGGUUAUGAUUUGCAUUUUUUGCAUUUGACUAAAUUAACGUUCUAAAGCGCGUGGUGUAGUGCUGUUUAGCGUUGAGACACAAAUGUUGUAAAUUCUUCCAUUCGUAUUCAUAGUUUGUGGGGACAAAGGAAGGAAAUAUGCAUCAAAACUACUGCACAGUGUUUAACAGCUGUGAAUUUGACUUUUAACACAGUGGUAUGGUUAGCCUGCAGCUGCAGAGACAUGUGGUUAAAGUUCUAAGUAUCUAUGGUGUUGAAAACCACACUCAAUGCUUGGAAUAGCCAUAGUCUGACUGACUUCUUCCCACUUCAAUUUGUCGAACUGCUCUGAACAGUAUUCAUACACUAUUUAAUGAAUUAUGGGAUUCCUUCCUUGACUUAGCAGCAUUCAAAAGUAAGCUCGCUGCCUUUUGUAUACAAUGAGAUCUAUUGUCAGUAACAUUUGCAUCCAAAAUAUUAAUGUCUUUCUAAGCUAUUAAGUUUAAGAUGCAUAAUUUCUUUCUUUGCUUUGCUUUUUGUUCCAUCUAUAAGCAUGAGCAAUUUUUUGAAGCGUAUGCUGUGCUGCAUUAUGUUCUGUGCCCAAAUCCUCCUCCAAUGUAAUGAUCUAACCUUGAUUAUUUGGAAAUGAAACACCAAAACUGAUGCUGAUUGAGGGAUAACCCAUGACCUCCAGUUAAGUGCCCAACACAGCACUGGAUAGUCUCCUAAUUUCAUUUAAGCUGUUGGGACAAAUCAGAUUCAUGUUCAACAGCCAUACAACUUUUUUUCCUGCCCUGUCAACUGAUGGUAAAUAUUGACUUCUAAUCUAAAUCUAUUUGGACACUUGAAGAGUUGAUCAUUGUGGCAUCUAAUUGUCAAUUGCAUUUCACUUCACAUUGAGCUCAAUGAAUAAUUAGGAGAGCAGCCAGACUCUGAAAUCUUUUGUAAUAAUGACAAUCAGAUUGGAUGUCAUCUCCUUGGGUGAUUGACAUGAGAUUUGAAGUUGUUUGUACAAGUCCAUCCUCCCUUGUGCUGUAAUACAGCAGUUUUGAUUCUUCCCCAGGUCCUGUUUCUAACCAGACAGCUGAUUUUUUUUUUCCCCCUCAGUAAAUAUUUGAUUUUUUUUUCAAAACUUGCUUUGCUUUACAGUUCUUCAAAGAAUAUUCUUUGAAACAGGAUAUAACUGGGCAACAACAUAUUUACAGACAAGAAUCUAAUCAAGGGGUUUGUGUAUUAAAGUACGUGAGUGAGUUAUAUGCUAGACUAACAUAAUUCUGAGCGACUUCGAUUUGGAGUCUAAUUGAGGACUUCAAAAGGAUACCUGAGUUGUAAUAAUUAACUUCAGUAGAGUAGAUUUGUAAUUUCAUCGUUCUGCUUUUACACCAGUAGCCCCACUAUCUUGGUAAGUGACUAAAACCUCCUCCUCCCACCCUCAGAAGUCUCUGUGACUUGGCCAACUACCCUGCCAUGCAAAUUCACAAGUGGAUUCAAUUGUUUUCUUGUUGGAGGUGAAGUUAAUAGGUUUCAUUUAGAUUUAGAUUUAGGAACCCUCCAACCACAAGGGAUGAACUCCGAUUUCUCCAGUUUCCUCAUUUCCCCUCCCCAACCUUGUCUCAGUCCCAACCCU